Molecule: messenger RNA, 531 nt
Organism: Penicillium mononematosum
Lineage: Eukaryota; Fungi; Ascomycota; Eurotiomycetes; Eurotiales; Aspergillaceae
Exons: 1
Coding region: 1-531 (176 amino acids)
Source: RefSeq, a predicted model, not a curated record
AUGGCCCGCAAAUUGGCUCUGCUCUUGAUAUUAAUGCAAUCGACUCAAAUCCUCGCCCUUCCUACGCCCUCGGAAAACCCAAUCGCAUCCAAAUCCCUUGCGUCAUCCAACCCGCACAGUAAGCGUUACUACUUCCCGGAAACCAUCCCCGAUCAAGAUGAGGUCGCAGCCAUGUUGAAGGAGACAGCCAUGCGCGAAGCAGGCUUCGUACCCUCGUCCAUCGGGUCACCUUCAAAACCAGAGCCGGAAUCAAAGGAACAUAACACGGAGACGGAGCUACGAAUUUCACUUCCGGAUCCGCAUGCAGCGAUCGGCACGGAUGCCCCGGCAAUCCCACAACCGGAUAGCUACACACACCAAGACACCGAGCUGAGCCAGUCCCAGUCGCAGUCCCGUCUGGAAGAGUCGGUCGUGGUCAUGUUAGGAUCCGACAUUUACCCGAUUUACUGGCCGCCGUUUGGAUUCUUUGUUGUCUCGGCUGCGAUCGUGUGUUUCUUUACCGUGCUGCGGGGGAUGCGCGCUAAGAAGUGA